Molecule: messenger RNA, 843 nt
Organism: Aspergillus udagawae
Lineage: Eukaryota; Fungi; Ascomycota; Eurotiomycetes; Eurotiales; Aspergillaceae
Exons: 2
Coding region: 1-843 (280 amino acids)
Source: RefSeq, a predicted model, not a curated record
AUGCAAGUCCAUUCGACCUGUCACUUUGCCACGUGCUUCAAGUACCGGCAAAUGGGAUCUGCCAACAGCGCUUGUCGAUUUGGCAUUCCUCGAGACCUCAUCCCUGCCUCCAAGGUAGAUGAGUUCGGACUGAUUCACCUCGCUCGAAACUAUGCCCGGAUCAACCCUUGGAACAUCUCUCUGAUUCCAACAGUCUCUAAGUCCUUGUCUCUGAUCUACUACAUCACUAACUACACCAUGAAAGGCGAUGUCUCUCCUUGGCAGGUGGUAGCCAAGGCGGCUUUGUUGAAACAGUCCAUUGAGAAAGCAACAGUUUCUGAGCCGCCAACGUCGACAGGCCUAAGACUUCGAGAAAAGGUCAGUGGCGUGCAGGUCGCCAGUAUGUUGCUCCAAUUACGCACCUACUACACAGUCAACUACAAUUUCAUCCGCAUCAACCUCUGGUGGUUAAGGUAUUAUGUCCGGGCGAUCGUUCAGCCACAUAAGCUUGACACUCAUCGCUCAUCAGAUCCCAUGGCAGAGGAAGCUUGCACAUAUGAAACUGGUGACACCAGCCCCAUAAGCGUUUUUGACAAUUACAAAUGGCGUGGGCAGCACCUCGCCCCUCUUGCAUUAUUUGAAUACUGCAUGCUUGUCAAAACGAAGAACCUUCGCGAUGCCAUUACAGAUGACGUGGACUUCGACCCAAGCCACCCUAGAUAUGUCACUCAUGUGCAGCGCCUGGCGCGCACCUUAUCCCAAGUGGCCACCGUGACUUUGAACGGACAGCUGAGUGAGUUCCGGACUGCGGAAGACGCUGUUUCUAGAGGCCACCCGCAAACAACAGCUAUCAUGAAUGACUGA